AUGCCACCUUCUAUCGGCGCCCCUCAAAGCAACACCUGGUUGGCCAAGCCAUCGGGACCGUGUUGUCUCAAGGGAACCCUUCAUGAUGGUACUUCCCAUGGGCGGUUUGUAACGGUCGCGGGAGUAGAAACAUACAUCGUGGAACCUAAAAAGAGCAACGCAAAUGGCCACAUUCUAUUAUACUUUCCUGAUGUCUGGGGAAUGUUUCCAAAUGGCCUUUUGGUGAUGGAUGCAUUUGCCGACUCUGGCUAUCUCGUCCUAGGACUGGACUACUUCAGAGGCGAUCCGAUUUGGAAACAUCGUCGUGAUCGCCAUGACUGUUCAAAUCCAGACUUUGACUACGAGGCUUGGAAGCGAAAGCACAUGGCAUUCGCGGAUGAAGCGGUCCCACGGUGGGUUGAUGAAGUGAAGAGAUCGUAUGGCCAGGCAUCGACUAAAUAUGCGUGUGUCGGAUAUUGUUUUGGUGCACCAUAUGUUUGCGACGAGCUGGCCAAGAGCACCGUCAGCGCCGGCGCAUUCGCUCACCCGGCCUUUUUGAAAGAUUGUCAUUUUUCAAAGAUUACCAAGCCCCUAUUACUGUCCUGUUCUGUGGAAGACCACACGUUCCCUAAAGAGGCCAGACAAGUCGCUAUAGAUAUUCUGCAGUCAGGUCAAAAGUCAUACCAAUUGCAGCUGUUCUCUGGUGUUGAGCACGGAUUUGCUCUGCGAGGCAAUAUGAAAAAUCCCUACGAGCGCUACGUGAAGGAGCAGAGUUUGAAGACAAUUGUAGAAUGGUUUGACUUUUGGUUAUCACAAUAG
This is a messenger RNA of Penicillium canescens, 798 nucleotides long. RefSeq lists its product as uncharacterized. The coding region runs from base 1 to 798 and encodes 265 amino acids. Gene Ontology annotation, molecular function: hydrolase activity. The transcript is spliced from 5 exons. The record is from RefSeq and is a predicted model, not a curated record. Lineage: Eukaryota; Fungi; Ascomycota; Eurotiomycetes; Eurotiales; Aspergillaceae.